This is a messenger RNA of Mercurialis annua (annual mercury), 3170 nucleotides long. Its product is annotated as eukaryotic translation initiation factor 3 subunit C. Gene Ontology annotation, molecular function: translation initiation factor binding; translation initiation factor activity; RNA binding. Gene Ontology annotation, cellular component: eukaryotic translation initiation factor 3 complex. The record is from RefSeq and is a predicted model, not a curated record. The coding region runs from base 172 to 2949 and encodes 925 amino acids. The transcript has 4 exons. Gene Ontology annotation, biological process: translational initiation. Lineage: Eukaryota; Viridiplantae; Streptophyta; Magnoliopsida; Malpighiales; Euphorbiaceae.
AUGGCCCACUAUCCAAUUGUUUCCUUCUCUUUACACGCAACAAAAAUUGCAAAAACCCUCGAGCUAGUUCUAUCCCGCCGCAGAUUAUUGUCUUCUCAUCAGCCAUCAGAUUGUUAAGUCUCGUGUUCUGUUGAAUCUAGGUUUUACUUCCGUUGAUAUUACUGCAAGAAGAUGACAUCGAAGUUUUGGGGACAGGGACCAAGCGACUCCGAGGAGGAGAGUGAGUUUGAAGAUGAGGUUGAUGAUUUGGAACAGGGUGAACCUACUAACCAAGCCCCUCAAAAUAAAUAUCUAGAAGAAAACGCUAGUGAUAGCGAUGAUUCUGAUGAUCAAAAGCGCGUUGUUCGGUCUGCCAAAGAUAAACGCUUUGAGGAGAUGUCUUCUACUGUUGAUCAGAUGAAGAACGCUAUGAAAAUUAAUGAUUGGGUCAGCUUGCAAGAAAAUUUUGAUAAGAUGAAUAAGCAGCUUGAGAAAGUUAUGCGUGUUACUGAGGCGGUUAAGGUUCCGAUGCUUUAUGUUAAGGCGCUUGUUAUGUUGGAGGAUUUUUUGAAUCAGGCUUUGGCUAAUAAGGAAGCUAAGAAGAAGAUGAGCAGUAGUAAUGCGAAGGCUUUGAAUUCGAUGAAGCAGAAAUUGAAGAAGAAUAAUAAGCAGUAUGAGGAUUUGAUUAAUAAAUAUAGGGAAAAACCUGAGAGUGAGGAGGAACAAGAAGCAGACGAGGAGGAUGAAGAUGAAGAAGAAUCGGAUUUGGAAUUUGUGGAGGACCCUUCGAAGAUUGCUUCUGAUGAUGAUGAAGAUGAAGAUGGAGACCGCGAAGACAAUCAAUCUGAGCUUGAAGGGGAUUGGCAGAAGAUGAUGAGCAAGAAAGAUAAGCUCAUGGACAGACAAUUUAUGAAAGAUCCCAGUGAGAUCACCUGGGAUACUGUAAACAAAAAGUUUAAAGAGGUUGUAGCUGCUCGAGGUAGGAAGGGAACUGGAAGGUUUGAGCAGGUUGAGCAGCUAACUUUUCUUACUAAGGUUGCUAAGACUCCAGCACAAAAGCUGGAGAUUCUUUUCAGUGUGGUCUCUGCUCAGUUUGAUGUUAAUCCGGGGCUCAGUGGGCAUAUGCCUAUAAAUGUAUGGAAGAAGUGUUUGCAGAAUAUGCUUGUUAUUCUUGAUAUUUUGGUCCAGCAUUCUAACAUUGUAGUCGAUGAUAUGGUGGAGCCCGAUGAGAAUGAAAGCCAGAAGGGGGCAGACUAUGAUGGAACUAUUCGGGUUUGGGGAAACUUGGUGGCUUUCCUUGAGAGGAUAGAUACCGAGUUUUUUAAGAGUUUGCAAUGCAUUGAUCCGCAUACCCGUGAAUAUGUUGAGAGGCUGCGGGAUGAACCUCUAUUUAUGAUUCUUGCUCAAAAUGUCCAGGAGUAUCUGGAGCGCGUUGGAGACUUUAAAGCUGCGGCUAAGGUCGCCCUAAGGCGAGUUGAGCUGAUUUACUACAAACCACAAGAGGUUUAUGAUGCUAUGAGGAAAUUGGCUGAACAAGCUGAUGAUGUUGAAAAGUCUGCUGAGGAGCCUAAGGUGGAAGAGACUAGGGGUCCCUCUGCUUUUGUUGUUACUCCUGAGGUUGUACCUCGAAAGCCUACCUUUUCUGAGGAUAGCAGAACAAUGAUGGAUAUGUUAGUAUCUCUCAUAUACAAGUGUGGAGAUGAGCGCACUAAAGCUCGUGCAAUGCUUUGUGAUAUCUACCAUCACGCUCUUCUGGAUGAGUUCUCUACUUCCCGGGACCUGUUGCUGAUGAGUCACCUGCAGGACAGUAUCCAUCAUAUGGACAUUUCAACCCAAAUACUGUUUAACAGAGCUAUGGCUCAGCUUGGGUUGUGUGCAUUCCGUCUUGGGCUAAUCACCGAAGGACAUAGUUGCCUUUCUGAGCUGUAUUCUGGUGGAAGGGUGAGGGAGUUGCUUGCGCAAGGUGUUUCCCAAAGUCGAUAUCAUGAGAAGACUCCAGAACAGGAGAGGCUGGAGAGGAGACGCCAGAUGCCAUAUCAUAUGCACAUAAACCUUGAACUACUAGAAUCUGUGCACCUGAUUUGUGCCAUGCUGAUGGAGGUUCCUAACAUGGCUGCUAAUACCCAUGAUGCUAAGCGCAGAGUAAUUAGCAAGACAUUUAGGCGGUUGCUUGAGGUUAGUGAGAGACAAACUUUCACAGGACCUCCUGAAAAUGUCCGUGAUCAUGUGAUGGCUGCUACUAGGGCUCUUACUAAGGGAGAUUUCCAGAAAUCCUUUGACGUUAUCAACUCUCUUGAUGUUUGGAGGCUUCUAAGGGACCGAGAGACUGUUCUUGAGAUGCUUAAAGACAAAAUUAAGGAAGAAGCUCUCAGGACUUAUCUUUUUACCUUCUCCUCCGCUUACGAGUCACUGAGCUUGGACCAGCUCAGCAAAAUGUUUGACCUCUCAGAAGUCCAGACUCACAGCAUCGUGAGUAAAAUGAUGAUCAAUGAGGAGCUCCACGCAAGCUGGGACCAGCCAACACAAUGUAUCAUCUUCCAUGAUGUCCAGCAUACAAGGUUGCAGGCUCUAGCAUUCCAGCUAACAGAGAAGCUGUCAAUCCUGGCAGAAAGCAAUGAAAGGGCAAUUGAGGCAAGAAUUGGUGGCGGAGGGUUGGAUCUACAUAUGAGGCGUAAAGAUAACCAGGAUUAUGCUUCCGUUGCUGCAGGUGGUAAGUGGCAAGAUAACAUGUCAUACAACCAGGGUAGGCAAGGUUCCGGGCGGUCAGGGUACAAUGCAGGUGGUGGGAGACCACCUUUUGUAGGCCAAGCUGGUGGCGGUGGAUAUUCAAGAGGCACUGGUCAGUCACGAACAGGUGGAUACUCACGUUAUCAAGACGGUUCAUAUGGUGGGUCCGGAAGAAAUGCUAGGGGAUCUCAGAUGGAUGCUUCAAACCGCAUGGUUAAUCUGAAUAGGGGUGUUCGUGCUUAGAGAUACAUAAUCACAUAGUGCUAAAAGAAAGAUAAUCUUAUUGAUUUUCUCCAAGUAGAAGUCUUUUCUGUGGGAAUUUUGUUGGUUCCAGAAAUUUUAUUUGUUGUUUUUAUUUUAUUUAUUAAGAGAAUUUAAAACUUUAAGAGUUGUAAGCUUUAUUUUUGGAUAAUGAGAUCAAUAGUGAUCGGAUUAUUUAGAAGUUGUGUUGACGUUCUGUUUAA